AUGCCCAUUCCUUUCGAGACACUUUUGCCCUACGGCAUCAUGAUUGUCAUGUUCGGAGCAACUGGCACGGGUCUUGCAGCCCUGAAGACGUGGCAUAACGAGGGCAAGAACCCACGAUACUCUCUUGACCAGUGGGACAGGCAAAUGCAACAACGUGACCGUCGGUUGACAGGUUCCAUAACAGGACAAGUUGCUCAGGCUGUAGCACCACCCGGGUUUGAGCUAAACAACCCUUGGAAGCUUGAGAAGCGUUAUUCAUAA
Clonostachys byssicola is the source of this 261-nucleotide messenger RNA. Lineage: Eukaryota; Fungi; Ascomycota; Sordariomycetes; Hypocreales; Bionectriaceae. The record is from the annotation of a GenBank genome assembly.